AUGGCGGCGGAUCUGAACCUGGAGUGGAUCUGCUCCCUGCCCCGGUCCUGGACUUACGGGAUCACCAGGGGCGGCCGAGUCUUCUUCAUCAACGAGGAGGCCAAGAGCACCACCUGGCUGCACCCGGUCACCGGCGAGGCCGUCGUCACCGGACACCGGCGGCAGAGCGCAGAUUUGCCCACUGGCUGGGAAGAGGCGUACACUUUUGAAGGUGCCAGAUACUACAUAAAUCACAAUGAACGGAAAGUGACCUGCAAGCAUCCAGUCACAGGACAGCCAUCGCAGGACAAUUGCAUUUUUGUAGUGAAUGAACAGGCUGUUGCAACCAUGACGGCUGAAGAAAAGAAGGAACGACCGAUAAGUAUGAUAAAUGAAGCUUCCAACUAUAGCAUGACUUCCGAUUAUGCAGUCCAUCCAAUGAGCCCUGUAGGCAGGACAUCACGGGCCUCAAAAAAAGUUCAUAAUUUUGGAAAGAGGUCAAAUUCAAUUAAAAGGAACCCUAACGCACCUGUGGUCAGACGCGGCUGGCUUUAUAAACAGGACAGUACUGGCAUGAAGCUGUGGAAGAAACGCUGGUUUGUGCUGUCUGAUCUUUGCCUCUUUUAUUAUAGAGAUGAGAAGGAAGAAGGCAUCCUGGGAAGCAUCCUAUUGCCUAGCUUUCAGAUAGCGUUGCUUACCUCCGAGGAUCACAUUAAUCGGAAAUAUGCUUUUAAGGCUGCCCACCCAAACAUGCGGACCUAUUAUUUCUGCACUGAUACAGGAAAGGAAAUGGAGUUGUGGAUGAAGGCCAUGUUAGAUGCUGCCCUGGUGCAGACAGAACCUGUGAAAAGAAUUACCUUUAACUUCCGAGUGGACAAGAUUACCUCUGAAACUGCACCAAGUAAAGAAAUCAAUAACAUUCCCAACCACAGAGUGCUGAUUAAACCAGAGGCCCAAAACAACCAAAAAAACAAGGAAAUAAGCAAGAUGGAAGAAAAAAAGGCACUAGAAGCUGAAAAAUACGGAUUUCAGAAGGAUGGUCAAGAUAGGCCUCUAACAAAGAUUAAUAGUGUGAAAUUGAAUUCUCUGUCGUCUGAAUAUGAUGGUGGGUCCGCAGGCCCAGCUCCAGCUGCACACUACAGACCAGUCAAUGUGAACAGUUCAGAGAACAAAACAGUCAAUGUGAGUCUGGCAGAUCUGAGAAGUGGCACUCACCCAAACGCAGGGAUGCUGCACACAGAAACUGACCGGGUCCUACAGAGAACAAAUUCAAUGCAACAGUUGGAGCAGUGGAUUAAAAUCCAGAAGGGAAGGGGUCUUGAGGAAGAACCCAGGGGAGUAAAUUCUUACCAGACGUUACCCAGAAACAUGCCAAGCCACAGAGCCCAGGUCCUGGCCCGCUAUCCUGAAGGUUACAGAACUCUUCCAAGGAACAGCAAGACCAGGCCCGACAGCAUCUGCAGUGUGGCCCCUGGUGCCCACGACAAGAGCCUGGCUCCGGGAGCAGAAGAGAAGCGCAGGUCCAUGAGAGAUGACACUAUGUGGCAGCUCUACGAGUGGCAGCAGCGCCAGUUCUACAAUAAGCAGAACACCCUCCCUCGACACAGUACCCUGAGCAGCCCUAAAACCAUGGUCAAUAUUUCUGACCAGACAAUGCACUCCAUUCCCACAUCCCCGUCACAUGGGUCCAUGGCUGCUUAUCAGGGCUACUCCCCGCAACGCACCUACAGGUCAGAAGUGUCAUCGCCCAUUCAGAGAGGAGAUGUGACGCUGGACCGCAGACACAGGGCCCACCUCCCUAAGCACGUCUAUGUGCCCGACAGAAGGUCGAUGCCAGCUGGCCUGACUUUGCAGUCCGUCAGUCCCCAGAGCCUGCAGGGCAAAACGCCAGAGGAGCUCACGCUGCUGCUCAUAAAGCUGAGACGGCAGCAGGCGGAACUGAGCAGUGUCCGGGAGCACACGCUAGCACAGCUCAUGCAGCUCAAGCUCGAGGCCCCCGGCCCCAAGAAUGAAAUUCUUUCACAUCAUCUUCAAAGGAACGCCAUGUAUUUGGAUCAUCAGAUGAAAGAAAAUGAACCUAUUAUCAGCAUGGUUCACACAAUGAUUGAGAACUCGGCGCUAAGACCACAACUGUACCAGCAAUUCUUAAGACAGAAGAGCAAGAUAAGUCUCUAUUGCCUGUCCCAAGAGGAAUGUAGAGGCACGUUUUACAAAUACAGACCGGAAGAAGUAGAUAUUGAUGCCAAGUUGAGCCGGUUGUGUGAACAAGAUAAAGUGGUCCAUGCUCUGGAAGAGAAACUGCAGCAGCUCCACAAGGAGAAAUACACGCUUGAGCAAGCUUUGCUAUCAGCCAGCCAAGAGAUCGAAAUGAGUGCAGAUAGCCCAACGGCUAUUCAGACGGUGGUGUUACAGAGAGACGAUUUACAAAAUGGGCUGCUCAGCACGUGUCGGGAACUUUCUCGGGCCACCGCUGAGCUAGAGCGAGCAUGGAGAGAAUAUGAUAAGUUAGAAUAUGAUGUGACUGUUUCCAGGAACCAGAUGCAAGAACAGCUGGAUCGCCUUGGUGAAGUACAGACUGAAUCAGCAGGAAUUCAGCGUGCACAGAUCCAGAAAGAACUUUGGAGAAUCCAAGAUGUCAUGGAGGGGUUGAGUAAACACAAACAGCAAAGAGGCACCACAGAAACAGGUAUGGCAGGAUCAAAACCUUUCUCAACAGCUAAAUACAAAAACGAGGAAGAGGAAGUAGUCCCACCUCGUCCUCCACUUCCUCGGUCCUAUGACAUUACAGAGCAGCCUCCCAUAAUCCCCCCUCUGCCCAGUGACAGCAGCUCCUUGCUCUGUUAUAGCAGGGGCCCAGUGCAUCUGCCUGAAGACAGGAAGAGUCAUCAAGGUCAAGGAUAUCCAAGAAAUGGAUCUCACUGUGGUCCAGACUAUAGACUCUACAAGAGUGAGCCAGAGCUAACCACAGUGGCAGAAGUUGAUGAGUCUAAUGGAGAGGAGAAGUCAGAGCCCGUGGCGGAGACGGAGACUCCAGUUGGGAAAGGUUCACACUUUCCUGUCGGGGUGGUCCCUCCAAGGACAAAAUCACCAACACCCGAAUCUUCCACGAUAGCUUCCUACGUAACCCUGAGGAAAACGAAGAAAAUGAUGGAUCUGAGAACGGAACGACCAAGAAGUGCAGUGGAGCAGCUCUGUUUAGCUGAAAGUACUCGACCCCGGAUGACGGUGGAGGAGCAAAUGGAAAGAAUAAGGAGACAUCAGCAAGCCUGCCUGCGGGAGAAGAAGAAGGGAUUCGGUGUCCUCGGUGCUUCUGAUCAGUCACCCUUGCCAAGCCCUUCCAGCUUAAGGGACAAUCCCUUCAGGGUUACGCAGACUCGAAAGAGAGAUGAUAACAUGAAGGACCUGGACACGAUCAGUGGGGACAGUGAUGAGAAGCCAAACCAUGAAACCCCCAUGGCGGAAACUGUUCAGCUCAAAGAAGCUGAACCCCAAGACACAGGUCUCAGCAAGGAGCUUAAAAAAACUGAAACUGUUUUCUACGAGAUGCUUUUCAAACCUGAGCCAAAUGGAGUAGAUGCCGAGGAAGUGGUGGAUAAAGAAAAAGACGAAAAAGAAACAGCUGAUGAUGUUCCCUCCAGCUCUCAAGAUGAGACACCAAUAACAAACCAUAAACCAGAAGGCCAUCCUGAAGGAAGUUUCAAGAAGAGUCCUGACGAAGCGGAGGACGUGGCGCCUCCCCGCGAGCCAACUCCUGAGGUUCCGAGAGGAAGUCCGGCCCUGGCAGCUACACCGGACUCCUGCUGAAGCCGUGAGGCCAUGACGAGCUGCCAACAUGGACCUUCAGCAACGUAAGAAGAUGCUGUACAGAAUAUUUUAAAUCUAUGAAAUUCAUAGUUCUGAUGCUUUUGGCCACAGAGCAUCAUUUUAUCACUUCUGGAAAAUGUUUAUUCCAAACAGCUUUAACGGCCCAUAUGUACACUCCGUAAUCGGUCUCCAGGUUAUUACUGAGACACCAGCUUGCUGCUACGUUCCCCGGCACAUCCGUGAAGGUGCUUCUCCAUGCGCGGUCCACAGCCCGAGCUCAGUCAGUCACUUCCAGGUUUCGAUGUUCCUUCAGUCUAGGUGAAGUCACACUUCCUCUGGCUUUUCAACACACAUAGUUACUUAAUUAUUUCCAACGAGACUUCUUUUCAUUUCUUUUCUUUUUUGUUAAUUCCUUCUCAUUUCAGCUAGUGCAGUGCUUUGUUCCACACUUGAUUUGUACAAAUUUUAUAUAUAUAUAUAUUUAAGAUGUGCCAUUUUAUCACAGCUAAGUGCAAACGUCCAGUUCUCUGCUAUAAUUCUUCCUCAGUCAGAUUGCAGUGUCCAGUUACUGCCACACUCUCGUCAGCUUACAAACACAUUCCCACUUACCUUUUCUUAAGAACAAAAAAGUAUAGGUAAUUUGAAGUACUGGGUAUAUACUUCAUUGACAUAGAUGUGUACAGCAAUAAGCAGGUUUUCAAACCCAGUACUUAGUUGGUGUACAAAUGUAAUUAUGUUCAUUGUGUAUAUAUUAUACAAUGAGCACAUGUAAUGUAUUAAAGGCUACUUACUAUUGUUUAAAUGCAAAUGUUCAUAACUCAUUUCUUUUUUAUCAUGUUAAAUAAAUGUUGAUGUUCUUAAAUCGGUUGUGUUAGAGCUUCCCUUCUUUCCCUUGGCGGUGAAAGGCGGAGACGGGAGAAGGUCGCCUGCAGACCUUAGAAUCCUACACGGCACGGAGAACGAGCCUGUCCGCCAGCC
Molecule: messenger RNA, 4761 nt
Organism: Ochotona curzoniae (black-lipped pika)
Lineage: Eukaryota; Metazoa; Chordata; Mammalia; Lagomorpha; Ochotonidae
Gene: PLEKHA5
Product: pleckstrin homology domain containing A5
Exons: 31
Coding region: 1-3783 (1260 amino acids)
Cellular component (GO): cytosol
Molecular function (GO): phosphatidylinositol-3,5-bisphosphate binding; protein binding; phosphatidylinositol-5-phosphate binding
Source: RefSeq, a predicted model, not a curated record